CCAGGAGAUAUGAAGGGCACCACAGACAAUCUGCCUCCAAACUUAUUAAUGGGAGGCAGCGACUGAGAUAUUCCGGACUUUUCCAAGAACUCUGAACUCAUUCAACUGAGUUAGUCAGGAAAGCAAAAUCCCGACACGCAAUUCUGGUGACGGGUUGUCUAGUUUGCUGAAGCAUCGUAAUGGGCUCGAAAGAGAGUGGAUCCUUGGUUUCAGACCUAAAAGAUCCUUUGUCUCAAAAAAAUAUAAACAAUGCUCCAAAGGGUAGAAGAAUUCGCCUUUGUAAAAGUGCUCCUCUUUCAAAUUAUGUAGGCUUCGAGACAGGCUUUGCCUCAGGUCCAAGUACCAAAUCCUUUUUCAGAAAGAUACACCCGAGUUUUCGUAUUGUAGCUGCAUUCUUGACUGUCUACUUAGGCUUAGGAACUGUAUGUUUCUACCUCGUUGGGCACCAGCUCAAGGGAGAGAAGACAAAUGGAGUUCUUGAUGCUGUUUAUUUCUGUGUUGUUACAAUGACCACCGUCGGAUAUGGAGACCUUGUGCCAAACAGUGUUUUUUCAAAACUACUGGCUUGUGCUUUCGUCUUCUCAGGAAUGGCUCUCGUCGGGAUGACCUUGAGCAAAGCAGCUGACUAUUUGAUAGAGAAGCAGGAAUUAUUGCUCGUUAAAGCCUUACAUAUGAAUCAAAAAGCUGGGCCUAUUGAAAUUCUUAAAGAUAUCGAGACCAACAAUCUGAGGUACAAAUGUAUUGUGGUCUUUAUCCUUCUUUUGCUACUCAUAAUUGGUGGCACAGUCUUCCUAGCUACUGUUGAGAAAUUGAGCCUUGUGGAUUCAUUCUAUUGCGUUUGUUGUACAAUCACAACCCUGGGUUAUGGAGAUAAGAGCUUUUCGACUCAAGCAGGGCGUGCUUUUGCAGUAUUCUGGAUAUUGACAGGUACCAUUUGUUUAGCUCAGUUUUUCCUCUACGUUGCCGAGCUAAACGCCCAGAGCAGACAACGGGCGUUAGUAAAGUUGAUUCUCACUCGUAGGAUGACCAAUGUAGAUUUAGAGGCAGCUGAUCUGGAUGGCGAUGGCGUUGUUGGGGCUGCUGAAUUUGUCAUAUACAAGCUCAAAGAGAUGGGGAAGAUUAGCCAGGAAGAUGUUAGACUUGUAAUGGAGGAGUUUGAAGAUCUUGAUGUCGAUCAGUCAGGAACGUUGUCAACGUCAGAUAUAAUGCUUGCGCAACAACCUCAAAUCGAGAAGUAACUCUGGCACUAUGCUGGUGGCUUUGUAAGUUCGUGAUAUAUUAAAGAUUUGGAGGUUGUGCAUACGCGACGAGGAUGCAGUGUGGUGAGAGCACUGAAGGUGUGAUGUACUGAGGCACUGUAUAAUGAUCAUAUUACACACUGCCUAAGAAAUCUACUUGUUAAAUAGUUUAUUAAAUAUAGAUUAUGAAAUCUACUGGUUAAAUUAUUGGGUACUUAACUGCUUAUACAAAUGGAUCUGCUUCUGCAUUGAUUUUUACU
This is a messenger RNA of Malus domestica (apple), 1498 nucleotides long. Its product is annotated as two-pore potassium channel 1-like. Gene Ontology annotation, cellular component: plasma membrane; plant-type vacuole membrane. Gene Ontology annotation, molecular function: potassium ion leak channel activity; outward rectifier potassium channel activity. Gene Ontology annotation, biological process: potassium ion transmembrane transport; stabilization of membrane potential. NCBI's taxonomy places the organism in Eukaryota, Viridiplantae, Streptophyta, Magnoliopsida, Rosales, Rosaceae. The record is from RefSeq and is a predicted model, not a curated record.